Messenger RNA from Zophobas morio, 1289 nucleotides. RefSeq names its product chitin deacetylase 8-like (gene Cda8). The record is from RefSeq and is a predicted model, not a curated record. Bases 39 to 1175 code for a protein of 378 amino acids. Gene Ontology annotation, biological process: carbohydrate metabolic process. NCBI's taxonomy places the organism in Eukaryota, Metazoa, Arthropoda, Insecta, Coleoptera, Tenebrionidae. The transcript has 4 exons.
UGAUGUCCUACUUGAAGGUUUAAAGUAAAAACUUCAACAUGAAGCUAGCAGUGCUGGUGAUUUUGUGCUCCCUUUCGGUUUACGCUCAUCCAUCAUUAAAAGCAGCCGAAAUAUGCACUGCAGAUAAGUGCAAGAUUGAAGAUGAUUGUCGUUGUUCUUCACGUAUUAAUCCAAUUAAUAAUGCAGACGAUCCAGCACCACAACUUAUAGCGAUUACCGUUAGUGAAUCCAUUGUUCAGACGCUUUAUGAUAACUACUUGCAGCCUUUGUUUUUUGACAGAACAAAUCCUGAUGGUAGUCCAGUUGGUCUCACCUUUUAUGUACCACACGAAUACACCGACUAUUAUUUAGUGCAAGAUCUCUAUUUGCGUGGAUACGAAAUUGGAGAUCAUUCAAUAACAAAAACACCUAAUCAAACAUACUGGCGUGAAGCUACUCCUGACGAUCUAGAGCAAGAAUUCAGUGGACAAAAGACUAUUAUAUCAACUUUUGCAAAUAUUCCUGCUGAAGAUAUUGUAGGAGUUAGAACUCCUCAGCUUCAGAUAGAAGGAGAUACUAGUAUUAAUGCUUAUGUGACUUCUGGUCUCGGUUACGACAAUUCUUGGCCGACAUAUUCCACAGAACGUAUUUUGCCUUAUACUUUGACGUAUGCUUCCAAUCAAAAGUGUUCUGCUACGAUACAAUGUCCAAAAGAUUCACAUCCUAAUUUUUGGGUGGCACCUAUAACAAACAUCAAAGGCGCUAAUAAUACAGAAUGCAAUUCUCUGGCAACGUGUUUGGUGGCGGGAACUGCCGACGAAAUUGCUACUUGGCUAUAUAAUGAAGUAGAUGCAGUUAGAAAUGAUAACCGCGAACCGCUAACCCUUCGCUUAGAUUCAUACUGGUUCUUGUUUACUGAGAAUAGCUACGAAGGGUUUGUAGCAUUUUUGGAUAAAAUUAAAAGUCUUGAUGAUGUAUUCUUGGUAUCGGUUCAAGACAUAUUGCAGUGGAUUAAGAAUCCCGUUUCUGCAAGUCAGUACAAAGUACCUGAUCACAGUGGUCGGACGGCAGAUUGCCAUAAAAUUAGUUGUCGUCUCAUGAAUGAAGACAAUCAAGAGAGAUACAUGAUGAGCUGCGUUCCAUGUCCAGCAGUUUAUCCUUGGAAGGGCAAUCCUCUUGGCGAAGCUUCUAAGUAACCAGUAAAAUGACGCUUUCUAAGAUUUUAUUAGUCGUCUUGAAUUUUAAACGAACACUUUAGUGCUGUAUGUGAUACAUUUGAAAAUCAAAUAAAUAAUUUCACUGAAGUACAA